Henningerozyma blattae CBS 6284 is the source of this 1137-nucleotide messenger RNA. It is a transcript of the gene LDH1, whose product is annotated as triacylglycerol lipase. The transcript has a single exon. Bases 1 to 1137 code for a protein of 378 amino acids. Lineage: Eukaryota; Fungi; Ascomycota; Saccharomycetes; Saccharomycetales; Saccharomycetaceae. The record is from RefSeq and is a predicted model, not a curated record.
AUGUCACAAAAUAAUAUUCGUACUGAAGUCGAAAAUGCCUGUAACUUAGAAGGCCAACCAUUGUCUAAACUUUCGAUCGAGGAUAUUGUGAAUAAAUAUGUGGAUAGUGAAACUAGACAAGGUAAUCCUAGAUUAUAUGAGACUUUAUUACUUGAACAAAAUCAGCUAGAUUUCCAAACAAAAUUCCUCAAAGAUCAUAGCCAUAUCAUCACAUUACCAAAUAGAAAUAACUUAAAUAUUCGUAGCUGUAAUAAUGUAGGAUCAGAGGUUCUUACUAAUAAACCAAUAUAUGUGUUUUUGCCAGGAUUAGGUGGCUCAUUAGACCAAUAUGAGCCACUUUUAAGAUUGAUGGAUAUAUUGAAUGAAAAAUUUAUAGGGUUUGAUUUACCUGGGUUUGGUGGUAGUGAAGAAGAUACAUCUGAAGGGGGAUAUAAUAUGAUUAAAGUUUGCCAUAUCAUUAAUGAAGCAUUACAGUCAAUUAUUACUCAAAAUUAUUCAACUCGGGAUACCAUUGAACUGAGACUUGUAGGUCAUUCAAUGGGGUGCUAUCUUGUAUUACAUUUUUUCAAUAGUUUUCAGACUAAAACUGAAUACAAAAUCUCUCAAUUGAUAUUGACGUCACCCCCAAAGAAGAAAAUUGAACCAUUAGAUAAAAAUAAUAGAUUAAAUCAAUUUGGGCUACAGCUAUUAUACAAAUUACCAAUAAUCCAAGAUUUUUAUAGAAGUUGGUUUGAUCAACCAAAAGGAUUGAAAAGUGUUGGAAUUGCUAAUUUCUUCUAUGAUACUAAGGAAGAUACAAAUAAUUUGAGUAGAUUAUAUCGUAAAUUAUGGCAAUUCUACAAUAAUUUACGAGUUAAAAGUAGCAGUAUUGCCGGAUAUUUACUUGGAUGGGAAGACCUACCAUGGGAUGAACUUAAUGAUAAUUUAAGUACAAUCGACAAGAUUAAGAUAAUAAUUAUUAGUGGUAAUGAAGAUUAUAUAUCACCUAUCAAAGAUGUGAUCGAAUUUCAAAAUAGUUUCCGAGAUAUUGAAAAUGUUCAAUUAAUAUGUAUAGAUAACUGUGGGCAUAAUUUAUGCUUUGAUAAACCAGAAGUUGUUUGUAAAAUUUUACAGGAUAUUGCUACCAAUACGAUAUAA